Messenger RNA from Funneliformis mosseae, 275 nucleotides. The record is from the annotation of a GenBank genome assembly. Lineage: Eukaryota; Fungi; Glomeromycota; Glomeromycetes; Glomerales; Glomeraceae.
UAGGAAAAAAUGCCGAACUGACAACACAUCAACAACAAACUUUUGACUACUGCAUGAGGAUAUUGGGCAGUUCUACUCUAUACUCAUUAACUCAACAUUAUAAAUCAGUGGCUCGCGAUCAUAAAUCAUCAUCAAAGGCUUUACGUUUCGCAAACUUAUUCUCUAAAUUGCAAUCUCAAACAACCGUAACGAGAAAAUGGGCUAUAUUAUAUUUUUUAUUAUCACUCAGUGAUCAAUCUAACAUUGGUGAAAUGGGCAAAAUCUUUAAUACAUCU